AUGAUUAAAAAUUCUGUUAAUGAAUUGGAAGAUGAGUCUGAUGACGAUGAAGAAGAAAGUCCUAUUUUAAAAGAGAUUCCUGUGUUUUUAUCUCAAACUUUAGCCGAAAAACUAGUUGUUUAUCAGUAUCCUCUGGAGCAUAAUGGUUUAAAUACUGAUAAUUCUAAUGUUAUUAAAUGCAGUAUAAAACAAAAUCCACAUGAGGUUAUGUUAGAGUUGGAGAAAAAUACAAGUAGUCCAAAUUAUUCAAUGAGUAAAGCCGAACAAAUUGCAAUCAAGGUGGAUGGCAGGGAUACGAUAAACAAAAAUCCAGAAGAAGUUACUUUUCCAAAAAAUAUAAUGGAUAGACAGUCAUAUAUAAGUUGCUCACUUAGUGACCAAAAUUUGGCUGUAGGAAUUUUACACGAAAAUGAAUUGCACUUGACGCCUUUAAAAAAUGUCGCAUUAUUAAGACCUUCUUUCAAAUAUAUUGAUAAAGGAGAUAAAAGAUUAAAAAAAGAAGCAAAAGAUUUAGAAGGAGAUAAUUCAGGAGAAGAAGAAGAAGAACUCAAACAAGUCACAGUUAAAUUUGCCAGACAAGAAUCGGAAAAAAUUCGAAAAGCCAGAGAAAAAUCUUUUAGUUAUAUUAACGAAAUGAAUUCAAAGGAAACAUGGUACACUUCGAAUUUUUAUUGCAAAGGAACUGAUAAAUCGGAAAUUGAAUUUUGUAAAUUGUAUUGUAAUACACCCAAUGAUAAAGCUAAGGAAAUCAAAUUUGAAGCGAAUGAAAUAUUUCAAAAUGUUUGCAUUGUUGAUGAAAAUGAAAUUAAAAGUUCUUCUCAUGGUGAUUCCCUUAGACUUUUAAAAACAUUACCAAUUUUAGAUAAAGUUAAAAGGCUGUUAUUUCAAGCAAGACUGAUUCAGUUUUCUAAACUUAUAAAAUAUUUAGGAAAUAAUUAUGACAUACAAGAUUAUCUUAAAAUAGUUCAGCAAGUUGCUGUGUUAGUACAAGGUUGCUGGGUUGUACAAAGUGAUAUUUUAUAUUUUAAAGAAAUUGUGACUGGAGGCAUAUCCGGUAGCUUAAUGAGAGCGGCCAGGGAUUACAUUAAACCGUUAAAUUACCGUCAAGCGUUGUUAAAGAGGUUCUGGAAGAAUUUGCCACUUUAA
Molecule: messenger RNA, 1146 nt
Organism: Pediculus humanus corporis (human body louse)
Lineage: Eukaryota; Metazoa; Arthropoda; Insecta; Psocodea; Pediculidae
Product: DNA-directed RNA polymerases III 80 kDa polypeptide, putative
Exons: 7
Coding region: 1-1146 (381 amino acids)
Biological process (GO): DNA-templated transcription
Cellular component (GO): RNA polymerase III complex; nucleus
Source: RefSeq, a predicted model, not a curated record